Messenger RNA from Oenanthe melanoleuca, 6655 nucleotides. RefSeq names its product zinc finger protein 280D (gene ZNF280D). Lineage: Eukaryota; Metazoa; Chordata; Aves; Passeriformes; Muscicapidae. Gene Ontology annotation, biological process: regulation of DNA-templated transcription. The record is from RefSeq and is a predicted model, not a curated record. The transcript has 18 exons. The coding region runs from base 226 to 3021 and encodes 931 amino acids. Gene Ontology annotation, molecular function: DNA-binding transcription factor activity, RNA polymerase II-specific; RNA polymerase II cis-regulatory region sequence-specific DNA binding.
CCUCAGCCAGCGCUGCCCCAUCCCCCGCCGGCCCGGGCGGCAGGGAGUUCAGCGGCCUGCCGCCCCGCCGCGGCGCGUACCGAGGCGCAGCACGGCCUGGUGGAGCUGUGGAUUGCACACCUUUCAUCAUAUGAGGUGGGGAGAAGUUAUGUGCCUAUAUGGGACAUUAUCUGAGAAAUGCAACAGUAGUCCAUCCUAUGAUAUGUGUGGUAAAUAAGUUUCAAGAUGGCAGAAUUAUUUAUGGAAUGUGAAGAAGAGGAGCUAGAACCCUGGCAAAAGAGAGUGAGAGAAGUGGAAGAGGAUGAUGAGGACGAUGAUGAUGAUGAGCCAAUCUUUGUUGGGGAAAUCUCCAGCUCAAAGCCAGCUACUUCAUAUAUAUUGAACAGAGUCAACCUCAGCUCAUCACGAAGGGGGAUACAGAAUGGUGCACCCAGUAGAGGUACAGUCACUACAUUCAAGUCUGAGAGUCAGCAGUAUGGGACGCCUGCCUCCAGCCCCGGUGCCAUGUCUGCCCCGUCAGUCUUUCAGACUGUGCCCAGACCUGUGACCAGCUCAGUGGCAGUUCAGCCCUUGACUGUAGCAGUGAAUGUUUCAGGAACUUCACAAACACUGCAGAGGCCAGUUGGUGGAGGUUUGUCAGCACAGCAGAUGCCUGGGUCAAGUUCUGGAAUAACACAGCCUGUUAGCAGAUCUGUAACAACGCAGCCAGUAUCAAGAAAUAUCACAAUUCCUGUAGUGGCUCAAGCUAUAUCCAGGACAGAGACUACUGCAACAGCACAGCCUGUAAUACUCAAUCAGGAUUAUAUUAUGGAUUCUCCACCAGCUGCACCAGAUAAUACAUCUGGUAUACUGUUUGGUGUGAGACAGAACUCGGGAGUUCCACAGUACCAGACUGGGCCAGCAGUGAAUGUAACAGGGACAAAUGCUGCAUCGAUUAAAAAUGGAGGACCUUUUCCACGGGCUUGUCCAAAAUGUAAUAUACAUUUCAAUCUUAUGGAUCCUCUGAAAAAUCAUAUGAAGUAUUGUUGUCCAGAUAUGAUAAAUAACUUUUUCCCAGGAGUGGUCAAAACAGAGUGUUUGAGCACAACAAGCAAGACCAUUGAAUCUGAGAAAGGAAAACUGAUUAUGUUAGUUAAUGACUUUUAUUAUGGGAAGGAUGAAGGUGACCUCCAGCAGGUACAACAGGAGCAGAAGACUCAUACAACAUUUAAAUGCAUCAGUUGUCUGAAAGUUCUUAAAAAUAACAUAAGGUUUAUGAACCACAUGAAACAUCACUUGGAGCUUGAGAAGCAAAGCAAUGAAAGUUGGGAAAGCCACACCACCUGCCAGCACUGUUACCGACAGUUCCCCACGCCGUUCCAGCUGCAGUGCCACAUCGAGAGUACACACACGCCUUAUGAGUCAUCCACGAUUUGUAAAAUCUGUGAAUUGUCAUUUGACACAGAGCAAGUUCUUUUGCAACAUAUGAAGGACAAUCAUAAGCCAGGUGAAAUGCCGUAUGUCUGCCAGGUGUGCAGCUACAGAUCCUCGGCUUUUUCAGAUGUAGAAACGCAUUUUAGAACAGUUCAUGAAAACACAAAACAUUUGCUAUGCCCAUUUUGCCUCAAAGUUAUUAAAAUUGGAGCACCAUAUAUGCAUCAUUACAUGAGGCAUCAGAAAAAGGGAAUAUAUCGUUGCACUAAAUGCAGACUGCAAUUUUUAACAUGCAAAGAAAAAAUGGAUCACAAGACUCAGCAUCAUCGAACAUUUAGGAAACCCAAGCAAUUAGAAGGCUUGCCUCCUGGAACAAAGGUGACUAUUCGAGCAUCUUUGGGAUCUCAUCAAUCAGGAUCAUCAGCUACAUCUUCUGUUAGUACAAGCAGCUCCACAUUUCAAUUAUCACCUAAAGCUAAAAAUGCAACCACUAAAAAUCAUAACAAAUCCAAUACAAGUAAGUCAAGAGGAAAAUCAAAACAAUCUACAUCAAGGAAACAAAGUGCAUGGACAAACAGCAGGAAAAAAAAAGAACCUACAAAUAUAGCAUUUCCUAGUCUAAGGCAUCGUGUGGGAACUCACAAGUGCAUUGAGUGUUUCUCGGAAGUAAAAGAUUUUGCGAGUCACUUUCCUGCUUACGUCCACUGUAGUUUAUGCAGAUACAGCACCAGCUGUAGCAAAGCCUAUGUGAAUCACAUGAUGAGUUUUCACAGUGCUCGUCCAAGUAAAAGAUUUUGGAUCUUUAAGAAGCAUUCAGAAAAACUACGAGGUGUGACUGUAGUGUGUCUUCACUGUGAUUUCCUGGCUGAUGUUUCUGGCUUGGAUAACAUGGCCACACAUCUGAGUGAGAACCAGACUCACACUUGUCAAGUUAUUGUAGAGAAAGAUAAUGCAACCGCUGCACAAGUGUCUCACAAACAAGAUCAUGACUCUUCAGAUGAAACAAAAGAAUGCAGUCAAAAUCAAACUAAAGAAGUUGCAUCCACUGAAAAAAGUGAAGACUCAUCACUGUCAAAUACAGAAAAUGUUCCGAGUUUGGAACUCCCUGGCAACAGCUCCAAGAAUUCUUUGCAUGAGAAAAGAACGUACUGUGAUUCAGCUAAUAACAAACAGUUAGUAGAUGAGAAACAAAAAUGUAUUAAUGAUGAAAGCGAGGUGAAAAUGUGCCAAAGUUCAGCUGAUAUUGUCCUGAACGAGCAGACUAAAGUGCGUCCCUUGGAUGAAGCUGCGCUUUCAGCAAAGAACGUGAGGGACUUAAAGCUGACGUUGGGUGAAGAUGUCAGCUUUGAGCAGUUCCUGAGGAAGAGGGAUGAACCUGAAUCUGUUAGUUCAGAUAUAAGUGAACAAGGCAGUAUUCAUUUGGAGCCCUUAACUCCAUCAGAAGUACUAGAGCAUGAAGCUACUGAAAUUCUCCAAAAAGGUAAUGUUGCACCUUCAUCAAAGAAAUCAGGACAGCUCGCGGAACAAACAGAUGAGACUUCUAGAGACAGCAAUCCCAGCAGAAUGGAAACACCUGCAAACAAGACAGAUGAAAAUGAAGCAAGCUGAAAUUGUGUUAUUUUUAUUGUUCAUUUUAAACUAUGGUAAGAGCACCAUGGACCUUUCCUCAUGUGUGUGCUCAUGGAUGCUAAAACUAAAAGUUUUUAAAGGGAGGAGAAGAAAAAGAGACACCAAAGGGAAGUUUGCAUAUGGAGGUAGCAUGUAUGUGUAUGUAUGACUGAAUUCAAUAAGCUUCUAAAAGGUAUGUUAAAAUAUAUCUUCCUGUCUCUUGGAUGUGAUAUAUUAUUAGAUUGUUACUUGAGAAGAGGUAUAAAUUCUAAUUUUUUUAUAGUUAACUAGCCCAGGAUAAGGUGACUUGUUCGCCCAGAAAGUAUUUUUCUAAGUUCUUUAGUGUGAAUAUCACUGCACUGGGGAUUGAGUAGGAAUUCACUUCUGAUGCUGAUGUGGAGCACACUUGUAAUGAAAGUUUAUUGGUCUGCUGAUAGUUUUGGUAAACAUAAAUCUUGGGAUUUGGUGUCACAUUCCUGUCUGUAAAAGCACGUAAACAGAAAUAUAUUCAUUUGUACACCUCUGUACAGGUGUAAUCCCGCCAGACUGUAAACUUACCUUAAUAAACUUUCAGUGAAAGUGAAAUUAUUACAAUAAAAAUUUAUAUUUGUGGGGUUUUCACUGUGCAGGCUGUGCAAAAAUACCGAACAUAACUGUAUAAAGUAGGACUGAAAGUACUGUAGCUAUUAGGCUUUUACCAUUGGUUUAAUUAUUCUUAGCUGUAGACCCAUAGGAAUGGUCUGUAAGUCACACCAAAGUAUGGUUUAAUGUAAAAAUGGUUUUAAGCAAAAAUAAGGAGAACUCCAAACUGGAAACACCACCUGGCAUGCAUUCUGCCAUUUUGCAGCUGCUACUGGCUAACUUAAAAAUAGGACACAAGGGCGUAUAAAGUAGAAUUGUACAGUUUAAUUUCAUGACUUUUUGUAGUCUUAAGUUAUGUAUGGAAAGAUGGCUGCUCGUUUUGGUUUGGUUUUUUAGUUUUGGGGGUUAUUUUUGUUUUCUAGUUACCUAGAUUUAGGAAUGCAUAUGAUUAACUGUAGCUUGCUCUUUUGAUUUCGUUGCUCCAUUUGAAACAUUCAGAAUGUGCUUUUGACUUAGAGUUUUGUUUUUAAUGAAUGUUAAAUGUUUUGAACAGCUGUUAAAGCACUGCUGUAAAUUAUUACUUUUUGAGUAAAUAUUUGCAACAGAAAUUUGUCUUUGUGUAUAAUUUUAUGCUCAGCUUGAAACUUUGGGCAUAACCUCCCAUUUUUUCAAAAGAUUUAGUUACAGUUCCCAAAAAUUAAGUAACUUAAUUGAAUUCACGACUUAUUAUUAAUUUGAGACCUAUGUUAAAUUGGGGAUUUUUGUUAGCUUUUGGUUAGUUUGUUUUAUUUUAGAAUUAAAUGAGCAAGUGCCUAUGCAUUAACAUUUUUUGUACCUGUGUAUUUUGAAAGGAUGUGCUAUAACCUUUCCAGACUAUACAGAUAUUUUUCUGGCCCGUCAGCCUGCAGCGCAAGUUUCCUCUGUCCUCUUAAGUUCACCAAGCUCAGCUGCUAAGUGAGUCUAACAGUAUUAAAAUGUAGAGACCACCACCAGCUUACUAUUGGAACCUCUAAAUAAACCAAAUCUCAACAGCCUCAAAAGUCCCUUCAAGCUCAAAAGAGAUGUAUAAUUUAAAUUUUGGACUGCAUCUUCAUUGUCAUCCAUGCACGUGUAGAAGACUUCAAAAAAAGUGGAACAGUUUACAUACUCCCAGCUCUUUAAGAUCUGCCACUUGAAGAACUUCAAAUACCACUAUACAGGAAGAAACUGAGAAGAAUAAGUUGCAUUUUUCUUUUGUUCUUUAAAGAUUUUAGUGAAAUCAUUAAAUAGAUGUUUGGUUAACCAGUCUUAUGUCUUCAUGCUUUUACACAUGGAAGGUUACUCAUUGCAAUGCUUUAUUUUAUGCAUUUUAAAGCAGUUAAUCAACUACAAAACUGAAUGUGUAUGUUACUGAGGGAAUUCCUGAAUGCAUCUGUGUUGAAACCCAGGGAAAUCUGUGUAUUUUUAAUCUGGUUGAUGACCUUCCAUGCAAAUGAUAUAUUUUGAAUAAUGCACUGAUAUGUUCUAUUAGAAAAGACUAAGUUCAAUUGAAACCAGCUGCCAUACUUGAAAUUUCCUCAUGUAUGUCUUUUAUUAUGCAAUUAAAUUUUUAAAAUACUUUCCAUUUUAAUAAGAAUUUGAAAAGACUUGGCCACAUAGUGUUGAGAAAAGGUAGAAAAGAGAAGUCCAAAACCUGCAUAUUUGGCAGAAUUAUAUCCAUAUCUCAGGGUGCUUAUUAUGUAAAGCAUCAUUUGUUUCAAACCAUGGUGACAGUGCUUAUUCAAAAAGUAAUGUUAGGUACAAGCCACUCAGGUAUUUUCUGGUCCUUCUGAAAAAGAGGUGAAACAACUUGAUUGUUCUAGCAAAAGCAUCAGAUAGCUUUUCAUAGGCAGGGAAUAUAAUAACAUGAAGACACUGGUGUGGUGUUCUUGUGAAGGUGGAAAACUAAAACACAUUACUAUUUUUGCUAUAUAAAGUAAUAGAUUUGCUCAUAAACACUGUAGGAAACUGCACAAGUACAAAGAUUCAUUUGUAUCAUGUUAUUUGGGAGGUUUCCCAAAAAAGAGAAAUUAAAUUGAUACUUUUGGCAGAAGCUGCUCUGGAGGAUCAAGUUUCAUUCAUGCAUUUUUCAGUUAAUUGAACUUAAGUGCACAUGAUUCAAUUUGUUGUUUGUAACAUUUGAAAGUUGGAAAACCUGUCACUUAAUUUUUGGUGUCCAUAAUAGAAUCACCCUUUUCCCUCAUCUCAAGAGCUUUAUCAUAUUUGCUUGAAUAAUCACCACAGCAUGUUUAUAUAGUGCUUAUUUUUAAAGAAAUUGUGUGCCACGUGUAUGCUCUCUACAUUAUUGACAUUUAAUAGAAAACUGCAGUCGUCAUGAUGAUCAAUGGACAUUCAGUCACUUGGAUCUUCCUCAAGUGCAGCCAGUAUCUGUUUGCCUUGUGCAGCUUGGGAGAGAAGCUUUGGUUGAUCUGUGGUUCAGAUUUUCCUAAAUGGAAUGGUUGAGAAAACACACCAAAAAAAUUCCAAUUGUAGCACAUACUGAAUUCUAAAUAUUAGGUGAUGUAUUUUAAAGAAGAAAGCUUUUGUAACACAACUUUGUCUGCUUUUCUUUUCCUUGGACAGAGAGGGAGAACCUUGGGCAAUACAUGUAAAAAUCUCAUCUCUGUCAUGCUGCUUCUAGAAAGAAUCAGAAACUAAAGGUCAGGGUAAAAAAUCUUGAGUAAUGCUUGUAUUCUGCAAGAUAUUAAAUAGAAUAUCUUAAAGCCUUUCUGCAGGCAUUAAGCAUUGCUAUUUAUAUGCUGGCAGGUAGAAAGCAGGCUUUUUUAUAUAUAGAUAUAUAUAUAUAUACUGUCAGAUACAUGAAUAUUCCCCUAAAGACUGACCAUAGGCUGUCAGCAGAAUUUUGUUACCGACCACUUAGAAUUUUUUGUGCAGGGCAAAUUUAUACCUAAUUCUUCUCUCUUUGUUUUCACUAGUGUUGUUUUUUGCAGCUUGUGAACUUACUUUGUCUAGUUGCAUCCUGUAUAUUUUGAUGUGUGCUUCAUAUGCCAUUAAUAAAAGAAAAAGAUAAGUA